AACCUUCAAUCGACAAACCAUCGACUGUCCCCCCCCCCCUACCAUCCAGACACCGAUCAUCAACAUCGACAGUCACCAAAUAAACAUCGAAAAUGGGAAAGGUUCACGGAUCUCUGGCCCGUGCCGGCAAGGUCAAGUCUCAGACCCCCAAGGUUGAGAAGCAAGAGAAGAAGAAGCUGCCUAAGGGCCGUGCCAUGAAGAGGCUCAAGUACACUCGCCGCUUCGUGAACGUCCAGCUCACCGGUGGCAAGAGAAAGAUGAACCCCAACCCCACCUCGUAAGCGCACACCGGGUGCUUCGGCGGGAUGAACUGGUGACGGGCGGGCAUCGGAACAACAUGGACCAGAAGACUAGAGGACUACCCUCUACGGAUUGGGCCGGCGGUCUCCGGAAAUUGGAAGGGACGAAUUUCUGAAAAGGAUAUUUCAUUUUACAACGAGAUCGGCUACGGGCAUCAUGGAAUUUGCAUCUGUGUUUCUACUGCUUUUCGGCGUAGGGGUCCUUCGCAACCGGGCGCCCGAGGACGCCUAAUUCAGUCUUCACGAACGUCUAGAGAAUUCGAUCGACUGUCUGAUCACACAAACGCAAUUAUCUUUCUGAUCCAUACUGUGAUGGAGCCUUUGUGACUAGAAAGGGCGGGUUGGGCUUUGGACCUUGUUGCCAACUA
This is a messenger RNA of Cryphonectria parasitica EP155, 667 nucleotides long. RefSeq names its product ribosomal protein S30. Gene Ontology annotation, molecular function: structural constituent of ribosome. Gene Ontology annotation, biological process: translation. The coding region runs from base 93 to 281 and encodes 62 amino acids. Gene Ontology annotation, cellular component: cytosolic small ribosomal subunit; ribosome. The record is from RefSeq and is a predicted model, not a curated record. The transcript is spliced from 5 exons. NCBI's taxonomy places the organism in Eukaryota, Fungi, Ascomycota, Sordariomycetes, Diaporthales, Cryphonectriaceae.